AUGGAAAAAAAUCCUCCUCUUUUAUUAUUUUUGGCUUUUUUGGCUGCAGUGAAAAUAUGUUUGAUGUCACAAGUCCCAGAUGAGAUUAAGAAGCAAUGUGAUCAAAAGCUGAUCAUUCGAAUGAAGACAGAAUGUGUACCUUGCUCUUUAAACUUGGAAACCCAGUGCCCUGCUGGCUACACCAAAGUAACCAACAGCACUGGGAUACCAGACUGCAGGUAUUACCUAGAAAUUAAAACACACACACUUUCUUUUCCGGGAUGUCGCCACCAUUGUAUGAAGGAGUUCGAACACCCUGAGUGCUGCCAGGGCCACUGGGGCCCAGACUGCAUGGCCUGUCCAGGAGGAGCAGCAUCACCAUGCAACAAGAGAGGACACUGCUCCCAGGGCAUAAAUGGGAACGGAACAUGCACUUGUAAGGAAGGGUUCAGUGGGACAGCCUGUGAAAAAUGUACUGCAGAUAAUUUAUUUGGUCCUUACUGCACAUCAGUUUGUGACUGCGUUCAUGGAGUAUGCAACAGUGGAAUUACAGGGGAUGGAAGAUGUACUUGCUUGUCUGGAUACAAAGGGCUCAGGUGUGAUCAGCCAAUAGCUGAAUGCGAGGCCUUGCGGUGCCCUGCAAAUUCCAGAUGUACUGCCUCAGGUGAGGAUGGAAAACAACUGCAAUGCACGUGUCUGCCCAACUACUAUGGAGAUGGUACACGAUGUGAACCUAUCAACCCAUGCUCCAAAAAGGUCUGUGAUCCUAAUGCUGAUUGCAUUUACCUUGGACCAAAUCAGCACAAAUGUACCUGUCAAGAAGGUUACAGAGGAGAUGGUCAAGUCUGCUUACCCAUAGACCACUGCCAAGCAGCAUACGGGAACUGCCCUGCACAGUCCACUAUUUGCAUAUAUGAUGGUCCAGGAAAGUCCCACUGUGAAUGCAAGGAGCAUUACACAAACUUUGUACCUGGGAAAGGAUGCAGCAUGACAGACAUCUGUGAGAAAAACAACACCUGCCAUAAAAAAGCUAAAUGUUCGAUGGUUGUACCAGGACAGAUUACGUGUACGUGCCAGGCAGGCUCUGUGGGAAAUGGCUUUGUGUGCUAUGGAAACAUCAUGGAGCGCCUCCAGGAGCUGAAUGCUGAGGUGGGAGGACGAUGGCAAGGCAAGCUGACAUCUGCCUUGGUGCUCAUGGAAAAUGCCUAUGCAUGGCCACUGAGUACUCUGGGACCAUUUACCGUGCUUGUAGCAACGAACAGAGGGCUCAAAGGUACAAAUAUAAAGGAUCUUCUGAAUAAUAAAUGGAAAGCACAAUACUUUGUGAAACUCCAUGUAAUUGCUGGUCAGCUGAAUACCAGUACCUUGAAUAAUGCUAACGUAAUAUAUACUUUGACUGGCAAAUCAGGAGAGAUAUCAAAGGGAGAAAAGGAUGAUCAGUUAAGAAUUAGAAUCCAAGGAGGAAAAAAGAAAGGAAAAAUUUUGCAAGGAAAUAUUAUUGCUUCCAAUGGGAUUUUGCACAUUAUUGACAAAGCCAUGGACUACGUGGAGCCAACAUUUGAAAGCAGCAAAGAGGAAACCAUAAUGUCAGUACUUCAAGGUAAUGAAAGAUACAGCAAAUUUACAUCUUUGCUAGAGAAGACUGGCCUGGGAAUGGAUUUACAACAGGACAACAGGCCUUACACAGUCUUUGUUCCAAGUGAUGAGGCUUUGAGUAAUAUAAAAGCUGAGGUUCUGGAUUACCUGCUUUCUGCAGAGGGUUCAGGGAAGUUGCUGGAGCUGGUUCGAUAUCACAUUGUCUCUGACACUGAGCUAGAGAUUGCCAGCCUCGUCUCAAUAGAGCGCAUCAGGAGCAUGGCAAAGCAGUUCAUUUAUUUUAACAGGACCAGCACUGGACAAAUUUUGGUGAAUGGAGAAGAAAUGGAAGAAACAGAUAUUGUUGCAAAAAAUGGGCACAUUUAUACUCUCGCAGGAGUCCUGAUCCCACCCACUAUUGUUCCAAUUCUGCCACACCGCUGUGACAAGACAAGAAGUCAAGUUGCAAUGGAACCAGAGUGUUGCAAAGGUUUCUUUGGUCCUGACUGCAGUCCAUGUCCAGGAGGUUUUUCCAAACCCUGUUCAGGGAAUGGACAGUGCAUGGAUGGCCUGGGUGGAAAUGGGACCUGCAUUUGCACCGAGGCAUUUCAAGGCUCACACUGUCAGUUCUGCUCAGACCCUGGCAAAUAUGGACCCCAGUGUGACAAAGACUGCCUCUGCAUUUAUGGGAAGUGUGACAACCGAAUAGACAGCGAUGGGAUCUGUCUUCCUGGAUCGUGUAGAAGUGGAUACACAGGGAAACUCUGCAAUAAGGCGAUUGCUCCCUGUGAGCCCUCCCUACAGCUCUGCCAUGUGCAUGCAGACUGUCAGAUUAGUGAUGGUGCAGUGAGUUGUGUUUGCAAACCUGGCUAUGAGGGGGAUGGCAUGAGCUGCAGCAAAGUUGAUCCUUGUGCUGCUUUAAACUCAGAAGGCUGCAGUAUCAAUGCCAAGUGCAUUCAGACAGGACAAGGAGACCACACCUGUGUUUGCCAGGCAGGAUGGACAGGUGAUGGAAGGGACUGCUCUGCCAUCAACAACUGCCUGCUGCCCACUGGAGCAGGGUGCCAUGAAAAUGCCAUCUGCGUAUAUGUUGGGCCGGGUCAGAAUGACUGCAAGUGUAAGGAUGGAUUUCAGGGGAAUGGAAUUGAAUGCACACCCAUAAACUCCUGCCUGGAACAAAAUGGAAAAUGCCAUCAUCUGGCAACUUGUCAGUUUGACUCUUCUCGUGGCUGGGAAUGUGUGUGCCCAAGCGGUUAUGAAGGAGAUGGCAGAAUAUGCUAUGGAAAUGCUGCAGAUGAGUUAUCUAAUCUGUCAGAAGCAGCUGCAUUUAACCAAUGGGUUAAUGAGGCCAAGAUAAACUCAGUGUUGUCCACUACCUCAAACCUAACUGUCCUCGUGCCUUCUCUCCAAGCAAUUGAAAACAUGGAUGAAGAUGAGAAAGCCUUUUGGAUGUCAAAGAGCAAUAUCCCAACUCUACUGAAGUAUCAUGUGCUGACAGGAGCUUACAGCUUUGCUGAUUUUCAGAAUUUGUCAUCUUCUGACAUGCUGUCGACAUCUCUAGAGAGUAACUUUCUACACUUGUCUAAAGAAAAUGGGAACCUCACCCUUGAGGGCGCUCACAUCGUGGCUGGUGACAUCGCAUCCACAAAUGGGAUCAUACACGUUAUUGAUAAGGUUUUGACACCACUCCGCAGCACUGUCAUGCCCAGGCUGCUGGCCCGCCUGGAACAAAUGCCUGACUACUCCCUUUUCAGGGGCUACAUCAUUCAAUACAACUUGGCAAGUCAAAUAGAAGCUGCAAACACAUAUACAGCCUUUGCCCCAAAUAAUGAUGCCAUAGAAAAUUACCUAAGGGAUAAAAAGGCUGCUACUUUGGAUGAAGGGCAAAUCCGCUAUCACAUUUUGCUGGAUGAGAAGCUCCUGAAGAAUGAUCUGCACAAUGGCAUGCACAGGGAGACCAUGUUAGGGUUCUCCUACCAGGUUGGGUUCUUCCUCCACGAUGGUCAGCUAUUCAUAAAUGAUGCUCCUAUAAGCUAUACAAAUGUUGCAACAGACAAAGGAAUUAUUCAUGGGUUGGGAAAAGUCCUGGAAAUACAGAAGAACAGAUGUGACAUCAAUAAUACUGUGAUCAUUCAAGUGUACAAUGUGAUCAGUGAGGCUUCUUCAGCAAGCAAUCUUUCCCAGCGGUGUCCAGACCUAGAUGUUCCAGCAGCUGUUUUUGCAUUCACCUUCAAGCAGCAGCUGUUCCAAGAUUCGAUACUCAGCAGCCCCCUGCUUGCUACCCUGCCCUUCAGCACAGCGUUUCUGGGUUUGCAGAAAAGGGAGUGCUGCGCAGGUUUCUUCGGGCAGCAGUGCCAGCCUUGCCCAGGGAAAGCAGGGAACGCUUGCUUCGGAAACGGCGUCUGUCUGGACGGCAUCAACGGCACCGGGACCUGCCAGUGUGGAGAAGGGUUUGUGGGUACAGCCUGUGAAAGCUGCACGGAAGGCAAAUACGGCCGCAACUGCGACCAAGUGUGUGCUUGUGUCCACGGGAAAUGCAGCAGUGGGAUCAAUGGGGAUGGCUCCUGUGAAUGUGAUGCUGGCUGGAGAGGAGUGAGGUGUGAGACUGAAAUCAAAGAUGAUGCAUGCAACACCUCCUGCCAUACCAGUGCUAACUGCUUUCUCCUGUCAAAUGGCACAGCCUAUUGCAAGUGUGCAGCUGGGUUUGAAGGGAAUGGGACAUUCUGCACAGCUAUUGAUGCUUGCAAGACCAGCAACGGUGGCUGUUCUGCCAAGGCAGAGUGCAGAAGGACAACACCUGGCAAGAGAGUGUGCAUCUGCAAUGCUGGGUACACUGGAGAUGGAAUUGUCUGCCUUGAAAUCAAUCCUUGUCUGGAGGACAACGGUGGAUGUGAUAGAAAUGCAGAAUGCACACAGACUGGACCAAAUCAAGCUGUAUGCAACUGCUUGAAGGGGUACUCUGGAGAUGGCAAAAGAUGCACUUACAUCAGUCUCUGUUCACAAAAUAAUGGAGGCUGCAGUGAAUUUGCCAUCUGUAACGACACAGAGUCCACAGAAAGGACCUGCACCUGCAAACCUAACUACAUUGGGGAUGGAUUUAAGUGUCGAGGAAAUAUCUUCCAGGAACUUCUUAGGGACUACAACACAUCUAGGUUUUAUUACCACUUAGAGGCCCUGACUAUCAGAGAUAUUGCAGGCCCUGGCCCUUUCACCCUGUUUGUACCUCGCACGGACAUACUAAUGAGUGACCCACGAGUCAAAGACUGGAUUUACAAAGGAGUGAUGGCUCAAGUCCUCCGGCACCAUAUGGUGGGUUGUGCUAAUCUGUUGUACAGUGACCUGACAACAAUCACCAACAUCACCUCUCUCCAUGGGGACCCAAUACACAUCAGCUACUCUCAGAACUCAGUGGUUUUGAACAACAAUGCUGAAAUAGUACUCAGUGAUGUCGUGGGCACGAACGGCGUGAUCCAUGUCAUAAACCAAAUUCUGGUCCCAUCACAUAUGCAGGAUUUCCCCCUUAAGAAGGUAGGUAGGAUUUCUGAAAGCCUUAAAAUGGUUGCAGCUAAACAUGGAUAUGUCCUGUUCAGCAGUUUGCUAGAGAAAAACAACCUGCUUGGACUGAUCAACGAUCCUAUUCACAAACCAGUCACACUCUUCUGGCCCACAGACACAGCUAUCCGUGGGCUGCCACAGGAGCAGCAGGAUUUCCUCUUCAAGAAGUCCAACAGUGACAAACUGGUGCAGUACCUCAAAUUCCACAUCAUCCGUGAUGCUGCAGUAUUGGCCUACCAGCUACCAAGCUCCACCUCACUGAAGACCCUGCAGGGCUCCAACCUCAGCGUUAGCUGUGGAGAUAACAGGGAGAUUGGCACGCUUUUCCUGAACGACAGACAGUGUAAGAUAGUGCAGCGGCAGCUGGAGUUUGAUGGGGGCAUCGCCUACGGCAUCGACUGCCUGCUAACAGACCCCAGCCUUGGGGGACGCUGCGACAGCUUCUUCACCGUGGAUUUCAUGGGGCAUUGUGCUAGCUGUUUCCGUAAUUCUAAGUGCCCUCCAGGGACAAAGCCAAAGGAAGGGAUCGACUGGUGCACCUAUGAGUCCUACGGGCUGCAGAGGGACGGCUGCCGUAGGAACUGCUCCAUGGUCAUCCACACAGCCAAGUGCUGCAAGGGCUACUUUGGGCCAGAUUGUCAAGCUUGCCCAGGGGGCUCAGAGACCCCAUGCAAUAACCACGGCUCCUGCGAUGAUGGGUACACUGGGACAGGAGAAUGCCACUGCCACGGCGGCUUCAACGGGACCUCGUGUGAGCUCUGCAUGCCAGGCAGAUAUGGCUCCAGCUGCAGGCCCUGUGAAUGCAAGGCCACGGGGCAGUGUGAUGAAGGCUAUUCAGGAACAGGACGAUGUUUCUGUGAAACAGGAUGGACUGGUCGGCUGUGUGAAACCAAGCUAGCCCUGCAGCCAGAGUGUUCCCCACGCUGCUCCACCAAUGCUGUUUGCAUGGAGAACAACACAUGUCAGUGCAAGCCAUUUUACAAUGGGGAUGGGAUCACAUGCACAGCUGCAGACCUUUGCAAACAAAACAAUGGUGGAUGCCACAAGGCGGCCGAGUGCACCCAGCUGGAGGUUAAAGUCUUCUGUAGCUGCCAGAAGGGCUACAAAGGAGAUGGCUUUACAUGCCUUGCAAUAAACCCUUGUGCUGAUGGCUUCAACGGAGGCUGCCAUGAGCAUGCCGUUUGCAUUGUCGUAGGACCUGACAAACGCAAAUGUGAAUGUAAAAAUAACUACAUUGGUGAUGGGCUGAACUGCUCUGUGAUGCAGCUUCCUCUUGACCGCUGCUUGCAGGACAAUGGGCAGUGUCACGCCGACGCUGACUGUGCUGAUCUUCACUUCCAAGAUACCACUGUUGGAGUGUUCCACUUACGGUCCCCACAAGGGCAGUACAAGAUGACUUAUGAGAAGGCAAAGGAGGCCUGUGCCAAUGAAUCAGCCACCAUUGCUACAUAUAACCAGCUGCUGUAUGCACAGAAGGCAAGAUACCACGUGUGUGCUGCUGGCUGGCUAGAUGGUGAAAGAGUAGGCUACCCAACUGCCUUCUCCUCCCCAAACUGCGGCUCUGGAUAUGUAGGCAUUGUGGACUAUGGUAGAAGAGUCAACCUGAGUGAAACCUGGGAUGUCUUCUGCUACAGGGAGAAAGAUGUGAACUGCACCUGCAAGCCAGGCUACAUUGGAGAUGGCUUCUCCUGCAGUGGAAACUUGCUGCAAGUGCUGAUGUCCUUCCCAACACUGACGAAUUUCUUGUCGGACAUCAUGGCUUACUCCAACAGCUCUAGGAAGGGGAGAGAGUUCCUGCGGUACCUCGCGGACUUGUCAGUUCACGCCACUCUCUUUGCUCCAAACGACAGUGGAUUAAGGGAAAAUGAGACGCUUUCUGGGCGAGACAUUGAAUAUCAUUUGUCUAAUGACAGUAUAAUGUUUUAUGAGGACUUGACCAAUGGAACCACUCUUGUGACACGUCUAGGGGAAAAACUCCUCGUUACAAACAACAGGCACCAGGAACAUCAAACCCACACUGCUGAACAGAUCAGAUACGUGGACAAAAGUGCCAUUGUUGAGUGGGAUAUAGCUGCUUCCAAUGGGAUAAUCCACAUAAUUUCAGAGCCUUUGAAGGCUCCACCAGCACCUAUUCCUCUCCACACCAGUACUGGAACAGGAAUAUUCUUUGGCAUCUGCCUGGUUACAGGAAUCGUGGGGUUGAUGGGGUAUUCUUACCUCAGGUUUAGGAAGAGAAACGCAGGCUUCCAGCACUUCAAGUCAAAGGAUGACCCUGAUGUAACAUCACUGGACAAGUCACAACCUUCAAAUAUCACCAACCCCUCCUAUGAAAGUUCUUCUACACUGACUCCAACAGAACCUACUUAUGAUCUUUUCUCAGACUUGGAUGAUCAGCAGCUUGUGAUGAGUGGUCCUCAUGAUGAAAACUGAAGACCAUAUUUGGCAUUAGUAAAGUAAAACACUCAUUUCUAUUUACACUUACUGUGAAAAAAAACAGCACCUACGACAUUUCAGGGAAUAAAAUCUUGCAAACUAAAAA
Molecule: messenger RNA, 7648 nt
Organism: Pogoniulus pusillus (Red-fronted tinkerbird)
Lineage: Eukaryota; Metazoa; Chordata; Aves; Piciformes; Lybiidae
Gene: STAB2
Product: stabilin 2
Exons: 67
Coding region: 1-7539 (2512 amino acids)
Biological process (GO): cell adhesion
Molecular function (GO): low-density lipoprotein particle receptor activity; calcium ion binding; hyaluronic acid binding
Source: RefSeq, a predicted model, not a curated record